Messenger RNA from Symbiodinium natans, 1989 nucleotides. NCBI's taxonomy places the organism in Eukaryota, Dinophyceae, Suessiales, Symbiodiniaceae. The record is from the annotation of a GenBank genome assembly.
AUGCCGGAGGAGGGAGUGAAAAUUCUCCCCACUCUGCAAGUAGCAGUGUUCAUGGGCUCCUGGGUCGCCUCAUGGAUGAGCUUGCUCUUCAAUUCCUACCGGAUGGUCUUGGGUCCAUUGGGCGGCCAUCGCCUCGAUGUUCUUUAUGUCUUCCCGGUGGUGGUCCUGCUUCUCGGACUCCUCAUGACCAACCUCAGCGGGUACUUGGAGGAGCAGAAGAAGGAUCCAGCCUUGGCCAGGGCCGCGAUCUGGGACGCGGACAUGUUCGUCCUGAUCCGAAGGCACGGUCGGGAGCUCUGCGCUGGCAAGGCCCCCGAGGCCUGGAGCCGCCUCAAGACGCGCCAGGCCCUCGGCCGGGGCAUUCCGUUGUCUAUGGUCUCAUUCUAUCUGGCAAGCCGUCACCUGGUGGAAGGGCCAUCUUGUCAGGCGGCAUCAUCCCUGAGCCGAGUUCUGGUUCAGGGCAGAGAGCAGUCAGACAGCCGGCUCGUGAAAUUGCUGGCCGAUCACCGGCAAAUAUGCGGCUUUGACUUGCCCUUUGGCCAAGGGCUGAAUUGCACGACGAGCGAGGAGUUGAAGCCGAAGCAGACUGACCUCCUCCGCCAACUGCAAGAAGGUGAGCUGCCUGCUUGGGGCGAAGGCUUCACAGAAGCCUUACAGACGUCCGAAAAAUUGGUCUGGAGCGCAGCGCAUUGUGAGCAGUCUACGUGGUUGCUGCAGGCAGCGCAGGGUAACAGCAGAUGCGGUUAUGAAACCUGCGUCAGCCAGGGCCCGAUGCCAGCCGGCCCAAUCCGCGAAGUCAACCGCUUCUUCACUUCGCAGGUGGUGCCGCUGAUGAUGGAAAACAAGAACAUGGAGAGGGAAAUUCGACGCUUGGCCAGUAGGUCAGCGAACAAUGUGCUGUUAAAAGCAGGGGCAAGUGUCCUCCCCUAUCCGCUUUUCGCCAGUCUCGUGGCCAAGAAAACUUACAUUGGCAGCCACAGUAUUGCAGGCGUGCUAAUCAUAGCUCGGAGGCAAUGGCAGCUGCAAUUUCUGGUUGGCCUAGCCUCCUUGCUAACGUCAGUACAGCCACUGGCCACCAUGGUCUGGACCCGCCGGCGCCUGAAGCCUUUUCGCAGACUGCAUCUUUUGCUCCACUGUAGCCUGGACAUUCUCAUUCUUGAGAUCACCGCAAUAUUGAUUCUCAAUGCAAGCGUCAUCAUCCACAUAGGCCGAGGGACGAAGCACGCAGCGCACACGUUGAUGGAUGCAACCAGCGAAGUUUUAAAGAGUUUUUCUUCCGUGUCCGAGGCACAAGGAAAAGACCUUUACAGCCAACACACGUGGCCAACAGUCAUAGAGCAAGCUCCGAAGCUCGUCGACCAGGCUGCAGAAGCGCUCAGGGUCGGUCCCUGGAGCUUGGUGCAGUUCCUGGUUUCAGCACUCAUCGUCUACAGCUUGUCAACACAUCUGCUCAGGGCCAGCUCUGUGUCAAGCGAGUUCCCGCUGGUGUCUCGGUGGAAUGCGGCUGUCGGAGGACCUCUGCAGCUUCUUGGGGCCGUGGAGGAUCCUGAGGUCCGACGGCUGUGCCAGCCCGUCCGCUGGCAGAUUCUUCUCCGAUCGCUGCUCCUCAGCGGCCUCCUGCUCGCGUUGUUGUGCCGAGCCAGCGCGUGGGACGUGGGUCUCUUCACUUCCAUGGUUUUCCAAGUCAGGAUGUUCAGGGCUCAUGUUGUGUGGCUGAUUCUGUUGGUGUUGCACCUGAGCACAGGGAUGUUGGUGGUCAUGGACAUCGAAGAGCAGCAGGAGGCCAGAGAUCAGAAGCGCAGGCUAAGAGAUGUGGAAGCUCCCACAUCUGCUAGCGCGCCUCCUCCCUACGGCACCUUCGCCCCCGCGCAGGGGCUGCAAGGAGUGCAGGGCAGCAGCUGCCCUGCGCCAGGCCCAUUGUUGCCCCCUGGGCUUGGGGUGACCACGCAGGCCCCAGGGAUGGUCUCGGGCAUGAGUUCCCAUCCGUAG